AUGAAACGAGGUUCAACAGUGCGAAAACAACCGAAGAGGACAACAAACAUGAUUACAAACGAAGCAACAGACACCCAGCAAGAGACAACUGUUGAGGAUGCUGUUGACAAUGCUGUUGUCAACGAUGAUCCAGUGUCAGAUGGGGGACAGACACUGGUUUCAGCUUCUGGGUUCAGCCCACUCUCUUCACCCUCAUCUAGUAGCUCAACAAGUUCCACAAGUUCAUCAAGCAGCUCUUCAUCGUCUUCAUCUUCCUCCUCUGAUGAGGAGGAGGUUGAGCCAGUCUCUGAAGAGAAGGCUGCUAAGAGACCGAAAGUCACCCUCCCGUCACUCCCUUCUGAAGACAAGACAGAUCAACCCAAGUCCCGAGGGCGAUUCAAGUUUGAACAUUGGGGCUGUUUUAGGAUCAGGUAUUUUGACCGAAAGGCAGGUGGAAGUGGAUUCCAGAUCAUUUGCACCAAUCCAGCUCACAAUCCUGAACACCAAGCUUUGUGCACAAAGUCCAGGAGUGAACGUUUCGAAGGAGGUGCAGACUCAUGCUUGAGGAUGUUGAAGAUGUGGGCUGUUGCUGGCCAAUCUGUUGCUUCAAAACAAGAGCACAAUGCUCUUUGGAAGGACAUGCUCAAAGCGUACGCCGAGAACAAGCUUUGGAGCGAUGUUGAGUUGGAAGCUGCCAAAAUCACUUCCUGGCCAGUUUCCGGUGGUAUGUCUGGUUCUUCUGCCUCUGCCUCCUCCACAGCCAAUGGCCCUAAGAGGAAGAGAGGUAGUUAG
This is a messenger RNA of Durusdinium trenchii, 771 nucleotides long. Lineage: Eukaryota; Dinophyceae; Suessiales; Symbiodiniaceae. The record is from the annotation of a GenBank genome assembly.